AUGGAGGAUUUAGGCAAGCGCUACUUUGACGAGUUACUGACAUUCUCAUUCCUCCAAGUACAAAGAACAAUCAUUGGUACUGAGCAAUUCACAAUUCAUGAUCUGCUGCAUGAGCUGGCGGAGAGGGUUGCUGGAACUGACUUCUUCAGAAUUUAUGUUAAUGGCUUGCCAAAAGAUAUCCCAACAGAGGUCCGGCAUCUGUUUAUUGAGACCCAUGAUAGAGCAGAUAUCACAGGGAAACUUGUGGGGUUGGGAAAUCUUCGCACCCUGAUCCUUGAGGAGUUGGGCGGGAGUAUGGCUAAAAUGGUUGCAGCACCUUUUAAAUACAGUGAAAAUGACUUGAUUUUCGAAGAUGUCUUUGAGAGUAUGCUGAUGAGGCUGAGGAAACUGCGGGUCCUGAUCGUUAAAGUACGAGGGCACCAUAAACUAGUGUUCUCAAUCCCAGCAUCCAUUGAUUAG
Messenger RNA from Setaria italica (foxtail millet), 459 nucleotides. RefSeq lists its product as uncharacterized. The record is from RefSeq and is a predicted model, not a curated record. The transcript has a single exon. Lineage: Eukaryota; Viridiplantae; Streptophyta; Magnoliopsida; Poales; Poaceae. The coding region runs from base 1 to 459 and encodes 152 amino acids.